CCGCCUGCACAUUGUAAACAAAACCGCUGCUGUCACUGAACGCAACACCUUUCAAUUCUUUUGAAAUCUACUUUUUUUUUUUUUUUUUUGUGUGUCUGGACUUUCCACCCCUUUCGGGUCAUUUUGAAAUCUGCAGGCUACGCAGCCCGUCGACAUGGACGACAUCCAGGUUGUUGAAUCCAAACCUCUGCUGGUCGACAGGGAACUGCCCGGCCUGAGGGAGGCGGUGCAGCAGCUCGCUAUCAAGGAGCACGACGUGGAGACCCCCUACGGAAGACUCCACUGCACCAUGCGGGGGGUCCCCAAAGGGGAGCGGCCCGUCAUCCUCACCUUCCACGACAUCGGACUCAACCACAAAACGUGCUGGGAUUCGCUGUUCACCCACGAGGACAUGGCGGAGAUCCUGAACCACUUCGCCGUGUGUCACGUGGACGCCCUCGGGCAGCACGAGGCCGCUAACACCUUUUCCACUGGCUACGAGUAUCCGACCAUGGACGAACUCUCCGAGACGCUCCCGCUGGUGCUGAAGCAUUUCGGGUUGAAGUCUGUUAUUGGAUUAGGGAUGGGAGCCGGAGCCUACAUGCUGACCAAAUUCGCCCUUGAUUACCCGAAAAUGGUGGAAGGUCUGGUGCUCAUCAACAUCAACCCGUGUGCCGAGGGCUGGAUGGACUGGGCUGCGCACAAGAUCAGCGGCUGGACCCACGCCUUGCCCGAUCUGGUCAUCAGCCAUCUCUUCGGAAAGGAGGAGAUCCACAACAACCAGGAACUGGUGGCCACGUACCGCCACCACGUCUUGAAGGACAUGAACCAGUUCAACCUGCAGCUCUUCAUCAAGGCCUACGAAAGUCGGAGGGACCUGGAGAUCGAGAGGCCGGUCCCGGGAAGCAACGUCAGAACCCUCAAGUGUCCGUGCCUUCUGGUGGUUGGGGACAGCUCGCCUGCUGUGGACGCUGUGGUGGAGUGCAACACCAAACUGGACCCCACGAAAGCGACCCUGCUUAAGAUGGCCGACUGUGGGGGCAUGCCCCAAGUUGACCAGCCCGGCAAGCUGACAGAGGCGUUCAAGUACUUCAUUCAGGGCAUGGGAUACAUGCCGUCCGCCAGCAUGACCCGCCUGCUGCGCUCUCGCACGGCGUCGGGUUCCAGCGUGACGUCCGCCGAGGGCUCGCGCUCGCGCUCGCACACCCACGAGGGCAACCGCUCGCGCUCGCACACCAACGAGGGCCCGCGCUCGCGUUCCCACACGGCCGACCACCAGCGGGGCCACGCCCCCGCGGGCGACGCCGCCGCCGCCGUGGACCAGGCCGUGCUCAAGGCCCCCGAAGUGUCUUGUUAAAUCGGCAACAGCAAAAAAAAAAAAAAAACAUCUUGUUUAACCCUUCUUUGUUUGCUGCACCACUGUCAACAUAUUUUUUUAAAAAAUCUGGAAUCUAGGAGGGUUGGACCUGUGCUUUUGGGUCUGGUGAUGGUGUAAGUGUGUAGAUGUAGCGCUAGGGGGUGACAGAGAGCACGGAGAAAGCUUGUGCGUCAUUUUAUGUCUCUUCACCCUGUUUUUUUUGUAUCAAACGGACACAUACGUUGACGUCAACGCGUUUUCACUCGCUGUUGGGGCAGUGUAACACUUGCCCCAUAUGAAAAAUCUCCACUGCUGGGCAAAAUUUGUGGGGAAUGAUUUAAAAAAAUUAAAAAAUCGGGAUCUGAUGGGGCAAUGCAACAUUUGCCCCAUAUGCAAACUGCUUAGCAAAAUUUGUGAGGCAUGAUUACAAACCCGAAUAUUUUUCUACCACAGCGCCAUCUUCUGGAUCUAGCGGGGCGCUGCCCUUGUGGACCACACCAUGACAAAGGCAGUGUGUGGUUUUUUGUUGUUGUUGUGCGUGUCCAUUUCAAAUUAGGGUUAGGAGGAUUCAUUGAACCGGUGCUGUUGAGUCUGGUGAUGAUGUAGUGUGUCGGGGCAUCGCUAGGGGGUGACAGAGAGCGCGGAGGAAGCUUGUUGUGUUUCAUUAUUUCUCUUACUGUUUGUUUUUUUUGGUUUUUAUUUACCAUAUCUACUGCUUACUCGUUAUUGCAAAUGUUUGCAUUUAUUUUACUUUCCUUCUGCUUGGAAACAAACAUGAAGAAGGAAAAACAUACAACAUUAAGGGAACUACUUGUUUUUUUAAUCAAAGCCACUCUUAAUCGAAAAGCUUUAUUCAUAAUGCCGGCAGGAAAAAAAAAAACCAAUUAACGUUUUUUUAUACCAUUUAUUUUCUAUACAAUCAAGCACAACGGAACGAAGCGGCGCCACGCCGUUGUUCACUUUGUGUGUGUAUGUGUGAGACAUAAAAACAUUUCGAUUGUCGUCGUUAUUGUUUUUGUUGUUAAUAAUAAUAAUAACGGCAUAGAGGUUAGUUGCCGCUCUGUCUCUCUCCUCUCUGGCUUGCACUACGUUGGCCAACAUUUGCUUUUGUUGGAGCUUUUUGACGGCUUUGUAAAGAUGCGGCGUUCGGGCGGCAUAACAGUUUGUAUUUAUUAAGAAAAAAAAUUACAUUAAAACAAAAUGCUAACUUGUAA
Phycodurus eques (leafy seadragon) is the source of this 2550-nucleotide messenger RNA. RefSeq names its product N-myc downstream regulated 1a (gene ndrg1a). The transcript has 16 exons. The record is from RefSeq and is a predicted model, not a curated record. Lineage: Eukaryota; Metazoa; Chordata; Actinopteri; Syngnathiformes; Syngnathidae. Gene Ontology annotation, biological process: signal transduction. The coding region runs from base 155 to 1336 and encodes 393 amino acids. Gene Ontology annotation, cellular component: cytoplasm.